GCGAAUCUACGAGAGAACGUUAAAACCGAUGUCACUAUUGAUUCAGUUAUUACGUUUCGUUAGUUAAAUUUGACGAGAAAAAGAAAGAAUUAUUUUUCUCGUCGGUUCAUUUGUAGAAAUGACAACUAUUACAAUAUCUGCGGUUCGAAUGCGAACAAGCAUUCUUGAUAAAUCGUUAAGCAAGGGGAAAGGAGAGGUUAGUCUAAGUUGUUUCGCGCUUUUGUUUUCGGAGCUCGUACAGUACUGUCAAAAUCGAGUUUACACCGUACCAGAAUUGCAAAACAAGUUGGCAGAAAUAGGCGCAGAAGUGGGCCACAGAAUAACAGAUCUUCUUGUUGUUCGAGAGAGGGGUGGUAAACGUGAAAUAAAAUUAUUGAACAUUUUAUUGUUCAUUAAAAGUACAGUAUGGAAAUCGUUAUUCGGCCGCGAGGCUGACAAGUUGGAACAUGCAAAUGACGACGAGCGUACUUACUAUAUCAUAGAAAAAGAAGCUUUAGUGAAUAAAUUUAUAUCUGUACCAAAAGAUAAAGGAAGUUUAAACUGUGCUUCUUUUAUCGCUGGAGUAGUAGAAGCUAUUCUUUGCGACUGUGGUUUUCCAGCAAAGGUGACUGCACAUUGGCAUAAAGGAACAACAUACAUGGUUAAAUUUGACGAUGCAGUUGUUGCCCGUGAUAAACAACUCGAAGACCGGUAGUCAAAGAUAAGAAGAAAAUAAAAAUAUUGUAAUGAAAUACACAAGUAUAAAAGUAUAGAAAUCUUACAAAUAAAAUUUGAAACUAUUCUGUUAGUAUUACUAAUUUGAACUCAUUCUUUAAAGCAAAUUAACGUAAUAAUAUAUUUCUUCCAAGUUAA
Colletes gigas is the source of this 852-nucleotide messenger RNA. It is a transcript of the gene Trs31, whose product is annotated as trafficking protein particle complex subunit 5. The transcript has 3 exons. Gene Ontology annotation, cellular component: TRAPPII protein complex; TRAPPIII protein complex; TRAPPI protein complex. Lineage: Eukaryota; Metazoa; Arthropoda; Insecta; Hymenoptera; Colletidae. Gene Ontology annotation, biological process: endoplasmic reticulum to Golgi vesicle-mediated transport. Bases 119 to 694 code for a protein of 191 amino acids. The record is from RefSeq and is a predicted model, not a curated record.